UACCUGUUCGUGCUGGAACCGAGAUUAGUUCCUUUAGGAUUUGGACGCAUGGUCUGUUCCUUAUCUUUUAUAAGUCUGUGUCUAAGUCUUAUUGGAUUGUUUGCAUUUGAUGAGAAAAUUGGACCACAGUUGCAGAUGAUUAAGAAAAUGUUCUUUGACCUGCUUUCAUUUUUGGCGAUUCUGUCGGUUUGCGUGAUAACGUAUGCCAUAGCAGCUUAUGCCAACCUAUACCCUGCCUCAAGGAUUGAUGAUGAUCUGGUUUUCAAUCUACUCCGCAUCCCGUAUUGGAAUCUGUAUGGGGAACUGAAUCUGAAUAUCCUUGAACUGAAAGAGCCAGACUGUACAUUCGACCGAUUCCUCUACGAGAAUGGUACCCUUCCGCGUUGUCCCACGGCGAUCGGAACUUACUUAGUACCUUUACUAAUGGGAAUAUAUAUGAUGUUUGCAAGCAUCUUACUGCUAAAUCUGCUCAUCGCAAUGUUUAGUAACUCGUAUGCAAAAGUACAAGCUGAAACACACCUGCACUGGUGCUAUCAGCGAUUCACACUCAUCCACGAAUGCUCUAGACGUCCUCCAUUUGCUUUGCCGUUUAAUCUGACGUCAAAACUGUUUAAAAAGAUUUGCUGCUUCUGGCUCUGCAAGAAAUGUCGAAGAAACAGGCAGGAUGAGUAUAAGGAAAACACCCGCACUUAUCCAGUGAAUGACAAGAAAUACAACUAUCUGGUUUUGUGGGAGAAGGCGGUGGCAAAUGAAUACAUGCAUGGAAUCCACAAUUUGUCUUAAUUGUCAAAGGGACAUCAAUACACCAGUUGUAUACAAACAGACUUAUUUAGCUAUAACGUGUGACAAUCACAAUCAUAUUAUUUCGUCAUUGCGAUAGCAUUCUUUUCCUACAAUCAAUUAUUUGUUUUACGUAAAAACUCAUAUUUUU
Molecule: messenger RNA, 931 nt
Organism: Mizuhopecten yessoensis (Yesso scallop)
Lineage: Eukaryota; Metazoa; Mollusca; Bivalvia; Pectinida; Pectinidae
Product: transient receptor potential cation channel subfamily M member 5-like
Exons: 5
Coding region: 49-783 (244 amino acids)
Biological process (GO): calcium ion transmembrane transport
Cellular component (GO): membrane
Molecular function (GO): ligand-gated calcium channel activity
Source: RefSeq, a predicted model, not a curated record